GACCCUUCGACUCUGCUGGCGGGCGCCGGCAAGUGGCGCCCGAACAGGGACCUGAGAGUAAGGAACCGGUGAAGGACGUUGUGGAAGGGAUGCGUCCGAGAACAAAAGAGCAAAUCCAGAACCAGCUGGACCACCUAAAAAGAGUGAAAGACUUAAAGAAGAGGCGCCGGGCACAGGGGGAGCAGGCGCGAGCUGAACUCUUGAGCCUGACCCAGAUGGAGAGGGAGAAGAUCAUUUGGGAGUUUGAGCAGCUGUAUCACGCCUUGAAGGAGCAUGAGUACCGCCUUUUGGCCCGCCUUGAGGAGCUAGACUUGGCCAUCUAUAACAGCAUCAACGGUGCCAUCACCCAGUUCUCCUGCAACAUCUCUCAGCUCAGCAGCCUGAUCGCCCAGCUGGAAGAGAAGCAGCAGCAGCCCACCAGGGAGCUCCUGCAGGACAUCGGGGACACACUGAGCAGGGCUGAAAGAAUUAGGAUCCCUGAACCUUGGAUCACACCUCCAGAUCUGCAAGAGAAAAUCCAUAUUUUUGCCCAAAAAUGUCUGUUUAUGACUGAAAGUCUGAAGCAGUUCACAGAAAAAAUGCAGUCAGAUAUGGAGAAAAUCCAAGAAUUAAGAGAAGCUCAAUUAUACUCAGUGGAUGUGACGCUGGACCCAGACACGGCCUACCCCAGCCUGAUCCUCUCUGACAACCUGCGGCAAGUGCGGUACAGUUACCUCCAGCAGGACCUGCCCGACAACCCCGAGCGCUUCAACCUGUUUCCCUGUGUCUUGGGCUCUCCGUGCUUCAUCGCCGGGAGGCAUUACUGGGAGGUCGAGGUGGGAGAUAAAGCCAAGUGGACCAUAGGUGUCUGUGAAGACUCAGUGUGCAGAAAAGGUGGGGUGACCUCCGCCCCCCAGAAUGGAUUCUGGGCGGUGUCCUUGUGGUAUGGGAAGGAGUACUGGGCUCUGACCUCCCCGAUGACUGCCCUUCCCCUGCGGACCCCCCUCCAGCGGGUGGGGAUUUUCUUGGACUACGAUGCUGGUGAGGUCUCCUUCUACAACGUGACAGAGAGGUGUCACACCUUUACGUUCUCUCACGCCACCUUCUGUGGGCCCGUCCGGCCCUACUUCAGCCUGAGUUACUCAGGAGGGAAGAGCGCAGCUCCUCUGAUCAUCUGCCCCAUGAGUGGCAUCGAUGGGUUUUCUGGCCAUGUUGGGAAUCACGGCCAUUCCAUGGAGGCCUCCCCUUGAGCUGAACACGGCCAGAAGGGCUGUUGGCCAGGAUGCCACCCCGGGCAGAAGGGGUCUUGUUGCCUUGCCACUUACCAUGCCCCUGAGGGGGAGGCAGGAUGCCCACGUUCUCUGGCUUCCUCUC
Miniopterus natalensis is the source of this 1353-nucleotide messenger RNA. The record is from RefSeq and is a predicted model, not a curated record. Lineage: Eukaryota; Metazoa; Chordata; Mammalia; Chiroptera; Miniopteridae.